CUGAGGACAAAAAAAUCAAAAAAUAAAACCAGUUUAAAAACAACUGUUUAAGAUGUAAAAUGUCUCACUUUUGUUCCGUAUGCAAAUACACAAUGGCCGUCAAAAGGAAAAGAGACAUGAUGGUACAGUGUCUCUCCUAUGCACUUAGAAUAUUUGAAUUCAUUUUACUAGCUGGUUAGUCUGAUAUUAUUUUGCUAAAUACAAAGCAACAUAAUCUUGGCAAGCAACUGUAUGUCUCUCUCUCUGCGUAUAGGUUACACAUUAGAGCAAGCUUCAGUUCUGUCUCUCUCUAUCUGUGGCCACACACACACACAAACACACAUAAGAGAGUCCCGCCCACAUACACGCACGAGGAAAAGAAAGAAACGAAACUAAACUGUUUGUAGAGUCCCUUUAACACCGAGCUCCUUGUUCUCCAUGCAAAUGGCAGAUGAACAGGACCUGCAGGAAAACAGCUGCCCUCGGUGUAAACAGAAUUCCUCAUGCGAGACAGAUCCGGGAGAAUACGAGGCUCCAGCUGCAGAUCUGGAUGAUUCCAAUGCUUCUGUAUCAGAUCCGGACGAAUCUGUUGCUUGUGUUGCAGAGGCACUGGAGAGGACAGGACUUCAGACGGAGCAAGCUGAGGACGUGGAGUGUGACUCUUGCAGUGAUAGGAAAGAGAAAGCCAUCAAGACAUGUCUGGUGUGUUUGGCGUCUUACUGUGAAACUCACCUCAGGUUGCACAAUGAACUGAAUGCGAGGAAAGCACACUUACUGGUGGACAUCACUGGAGAACUCCAAAGGAAGACGUGUCCCCAACAUCACAAGCUCCUGGAGGUUUACUGCCGCACUGACCGCCAGUGUAUCUGCUGCCUCUGCAUGCUGGACACCAACCACAGAGGACAUGACAUGGUCUCGGCUGCUACAGAACGAGCAGAGGAACAGAGGCAGCUGGAAAAGUCCAAGCAGAUGGUUAUGGAUCUAGAGGCAGAGCUGAAGGAAAUCCAAAAGGCAUCAGGUAGACUCAGGCAGAACCUGACUCAAACCACGGAGGAAGAAGGUGACAGGAUCUUCACCGAACUGCUCAGCUUUAUACGGACAAGCCACACAGAGAUGAUCACGCUGGUCCAAAGUCAGAUGACCACAGAGUUGAACCGGAUUCAGGGACAUUUGGUAGAUCUGGAACAGGAGAUCUCAAAGUUGAAGAGAAAGCAGUCCGAGGUGGAGCAUCUUUCACAUACUGAUGAUCACAUCUAUUUCCUCCAGGAGGUCCAAUCCCGCUGGCCGACUUGUAAUGACUUCCAAAGCCUGACAACUAAUCCACAGUUUUCAUUUGGAGAAGUGAUCAAGUCCCUCUCCUCAUUAACAGGACAUAUAAAGGACAUUUGGAGACAGGAAACAACCAGGAUAUUCUCAGCAGUGACUGCAGAAAAGAUCCUACUGCCGCAAGAACCCAAGACGAGGGAGGACUUUAUACAGUUUCUGGUUCCCUUGAGUCUGGACCCAAACACGGUCCACAGAAACCUUCGGUUAACAGAACAGAACCAGGCUGUGGCUUGCAGUAUUGAGCCCCAAUCAUACCCAGAACAUCCGGACCGCUUUGAGUGGUGGGCGCAGGUGCUGAGCAAGGAAGGUCUGACAGGUCGCUGCUACUGGGAGGUGGUCUGGAGCGGACUGUACGGCGUCGACCUCGCCGUGUCCUACAAAGACAUCAACAGAACUGGACAAGGAGACGACAGUGGGUUUGGGUACAACAGGUACUCCUGGAGUCUGGACUGUUCCAUAUUCAGAUACGCACUAGUGCACAACAACGAGGAGACGGAGAUCAGUGUACCCCUGUCCCGCCGGAUCGGGGUGUAUCUGGACCACCGGGCAGGACAGCUGUCCUUCUACAGUGUCUCAGAUACCAUGAUCCUCCUUCACAAAGUCCAGACCAGGUUCACUCAACCUCUUUAUCCAGGAUUUGGGCUCUUUCAGGGCUCAACUGCCAAAAUUGGUCAGCCGCAAGAAGGCGGAUCAACGCAAGUAGUUGACAGACUGAAGAACAACAAAACAUGUAUAAAUCACAGAUGCUUAAGAACAGUCAUGAAGAGCAACAAAUGUCUCAGAUUUGGAAAGCGAGGUGCCAGCAGUCCUAAAUAAAAAUUUCCUGUCCUGAAUUGUCCAGAAUAAAAACAUGGUCCUGAAUAAAAAAAUUAAUAAAAAUGGGGAAAUGGCAUCACCGGCACUGCUGCAAAAAUGAACUCAAUACAAAACUUUUGUUUAGGUGAAAACCAUAUAAAUCAAUAAAUCUGAUAAUCUGUUGGUAGCUUGAUGCUUUAGGGAAUCUGUUUAGAAGGUGCACUGCAUGGAGAACACAUUGCACAUGUGUUAUCCAUUUACAUUUGUUUUACAUUUCAUUCAUGACAUUUAAGGCAAAAGUGGUUUAGCGUCACUGCUUUUGAUGUUCAGAUCUGUGAUGUCUUUUGAUGGUAAAUUAAUGACUUUCCAUACAUGCUUUAAUAAUUACAAAGCUUUUAUUAAUGGGAAAUUUCACCAAGAAUUAAAUUUCUGUUAUUUUCUCAGCCACAUGUUGUUCAAAUCUAUAUGAAGUUUGAAUAUGCAGAAGAAUAAAUGCAAAAUUACUUAAAUUUAUGCAUUUGAAUUGCUACUCAAAAAUGUAAUUUCUACACAUUUGGAUUAUACAGUUUUAACAUAAACUAAUAAUCUUUGUGAUUCAUAUUUGUCAGUCAUAAAUAAAAGAAACAGGACAGAUUUCUGUAAUAGUAUAAAUAAUAAUAAUAACAAAUUAAAUGUUUUAAACACGCAAUAACCAGGUUUAUAUAUUUAUUAUCGAUGAAACCAAAUUGUCAAUCUCACACAUAUUAACUAAUUGAAUAUUGAAUAUUUUAACCAUGUUCACUUUUUUUUUACCUGAAAAAAUAUAAUUGUUUUUACACUAAACAUACUUACACUGAUUUGAAUAAAUGCAUUGUGAAAAUAUGAUUAUUGAAAUUAAAUUAAAUAGAUGCAAAAAGUUAUGAUAAACUACGCCAAGAUUUUUUUUGAGUAUAGAAAUCUGACCCGUUUCAUUAUUGUAUGACUGACUAACAUGCAUCAUAUUAAGUUUAUUGGUUUGUUUACGUUAAAAUUGUAUAAUCCAAAUGCAUGAAAAUGUUAUAUGCAAUUUAAUCUUAACUUUAAAUAUUGUUUUUGCAUGAGUUUUGUGGAAGACUUUUAUGAAGCUUUAUUUUUAUACAGUCAAAAUUCUGACAGUAAUAACAUGUCAGUCCGUUCUGCAGGAUUAUACAGAAUUCUUCUCCGGUCGUUACAGCAAACGUGUGUCCUUCAUUACAUCCUCACCAUCGGUAAUAAUAUUCUGACCAUCACAGGCUCUCUGCUGGAGAUCAUCAUCCAACUGAAAGUGAAGAGUGAAAUCAGCAGAUUAUUGUUAUGUAAAAGUGAAGAACAUCACAGUACUGUCGUACACUGUAAAAAAAAAAUGGCGUAAAAUUUACGGUAAAAAAACGGCAGCUGUGGUUGCCAGAAUUAUACCGUAAACAACAGUGGCAACAUUUUAGGUUUUAACUUAAAUUUACAGUUAAAUACCGUACUUUCAGUUAAAUACCGUAAACUGAUAUAAUGUUAAUAUAACAACCUGAAAUCUGUUUUGUACCUUUGAAAUACACUGAUAACCACCAAAUGCAGGUGGUGAUGAGAAAGUCACAUGAUGAACCAAAACCCAUCACAAGCAGCUUUUAAAUAAUAACAUACAUAGAAGGUGCACAGUGUCAUUCACACAAGCACUAAACACCAUCAUGGUGAGACUCAUUAAACUGAAAUAUGCAAUAAACAUUAAUUUAACAACAUUAGAUGUAACAUACAACCCUAAUAAACAUAACUGAUAAAAAAAAAAUAAAAAAAAUAAGAAGAAACCUAGUUAUUUCAAAGAAAAAACAUCAAAUUCAAACAAAAUUUGAAAUGGAACGCAGGGAAUUCUGGGAACGUCAAUUUAUGGUUUUUCCCUGUAAAUUUUGCAUUCUUUUUCACUUCCAAAAGCGGUAUUUCACCGUAAAAUUGUCUGAAAUGUCUAUUACAGUUUUUCACCGUAUAUAUUAGGGGAACUUACCGUUAACCAUUUAACAGGUUUUUACCGUAGCUUUUUCACAGUUUUUUACCAUUUAAAAUCACAGUAAUUUUUUACAGUGUAUGUGAAAUAUAGGCGUUUUUGAAACCAUACUGAUCGCAUACAGUGAUCUGGGUGUUUUAUUAAAUAAAGUGUCUAAACAUGUUGAUACAGUGUCAUU
Molecule: messenger RNA, 4265 nt
Organism: Onychostoma macrolepis
Lineage: Eukaryota; Metazoa; Chordata; Actinopteri; Cypriniformes; Cyprinidae
Product: tripartite motif-containing protein 16-like
Exons: 6
Coding region: 418-2121 (567 amino acids)
Molecular function (GO): zinc ion binding; protein binding
Source: RefSeq, a predicted model, not a curated record